AUGGCCGGACUACCUCGGAGCCAGCGAGCCGAAUACCAGAAGCAGGACAGCUGUGGUAGUGGGCAUCGUACUGGUGUUCACAGCUGCCCCAAACAGAGCAGCUUGCUAGGGCUGUCAUCAGUCACCAAGAGCAAUGGACUACUCAAUAUCACCUUCAAAUAUGACAACUGCACGCCUUAUCUGAAUUCAGUGGGAAAACACGUGAUUGGAGAUGUGCAGAAUAUAACUAUCAGUCAGUAUGCAUGUUAUGAACAGGUUGCAGUGUCAAUACUUUGGACAGCAAAUGCCAUCGGGAUCGAAUACCUGAAAGGAUUUCGAGUAAUACUUGAAGAGUUAAAAUCAGAGGGAAGACAAUGCCAGCAGAUGGUUUUAAAAGAUCCAAAGCAGCUCAGCCCCAGUUUUAAACGAACAGGAAUGGAAUCCCAGCCCUUUGUAAAUCUGAAGUUUGAAACAGAUUACUUUGUAAAGAUUGUUCCUUUUCCUUCAAUUAAAAAUGAAAGUAAUUAUCACCCAUUUUUCUUCCGAACUCGACCAUGUGAAUUGUUGCUACAGCCAGAAAACCUUGUCUGCAAACCUUACUGGAAGCCAAGGAGUCUGAAUGUUACCCAGCAGGGUUUUAACAUGCAAGUGUCCUUUGAUCAUGCACCUCACAACUUUGGGUUUAGAUAUUACUUUCUUCACUACAAACUUAAGCAUGAAGGGCCAUUUAAGCAAAAGACCUGCAAGCAGGAGCAAAACACAGAUACUACAAGUUGUGUUCUUCAGAAUGUAUCUCCAGGGGAUUAUAUAAUUGAGCUGGUUGAUGACACUAAUACAACAAGGAAAACAAUGCACUAUGCACUAAAACCAGUACAUUCUCCGUGGGCUGGACCGAUAAGAGCCAUUGCCAUUACAGUCCCGUUAGUUGUCAUUUCAGCAUUUGCAACGCUUUUCACAGUGAUGUGCCGCAAGAAGCAGCAAGAAAAUAUAUAUUCCCAUCUAGAUGAGGAGAGCUCAGAAUCUUCAGCAUAUGCUGCAGGUCUCCAUGUGGAAAGACUUCGUCCCCGGCCAAAAGUGUUCAUCUGCUAUUCCAGUAAAGAUUGCCAGAAACACAUUAACGUCAUCCAGUGCUUUGCUUAUUUUCUGCAGGACUUCUGUGGCUGUGAGGUGGCUCUAGAUUUGUGGGAAGAUCUAAAAAUUUGUAAAGAAGGUCAGAAGGAGUGGCUUAUUAAAAAAAUAAAUGAGUCCCAGUUUAUCAUCAUUGUGUGUUCCAAGGGAAUGAAAUACUUUGUUGAAAAAAAGAACUGGAAACACAGAGGGGUAACCAAAGAUGCAGGAAAAGGAGAACUCUUUCUGUUUGCUGUGUUGACUGUUGCAGAGAAGCUUCGUCAAGCAAAGCAGAAUUCAAAUGACCUCUGCAAGUUCAUUGCAGUCUACUUUGAUUACUCUUGUGAAGGAGACAUCCCUGGUAUUCUGGAUCGUAGUACAAAAUACAAACUCAUGGACAAUCUUCCUCAGCUGUAUUCACAUUUACACUCCAGAGACCUUAGCGUACAGGAUUCAGAAGUGUUUCCUGUUAACAUUAGUAAAAGGAAUUAUUUCAGGAGCAAAUCGGGGAGGUCCCUUUAUGUUGCCAUUUGCAAUAUGCAUCAGUUCAUCGAUCAGGAACCAGAUUGGUUUGAGAAACAAUUUAUUCCCUUCCCUCCACCUUCUUUACAUUACUCGGAGCCUGUAAUGGAAAAAUUUGAUUCAGGCUUGGUUUUAAAUGACUUGGUGAAUAAACAGGUGAUGGAUGGCGAUUUUUACCUGAAAACAGAUGUAAAUAUUAUUUCAGCUGGCAAUUCAGACUCUCACUGUAUAAUUCAGCACUUAAACCUCGGAGAAGAUAUAGAAACUCAGGACAAUCAAGGUGGUGGCAGCUCUGUUCUUCAGCCAUUGUUACAUGUUGUUAAAGCUUCAAAUCUUAAAGAUAUGCCUCGAGAUUCUGGAAUCUAUGAUUCGUCUGUUCCUUCAUCUGAAUUAUCUUUACCUUUAAUGGAAGGACUAUUGACAGACCAAACUGAAACCUCUUCCAUUACAGGAAGUGUUUCUUCAUCAUCAGGUUUAGGGGAAGAAGAACCUCCUGUAAUCACUGCUACAAAAUUCUUAGUACCUGGAAUAUGUAAAGCAGAACUUCACUGCCAUAUCCAUGCUGAUGAACUGCAGGCAAUUGCUCCUUUAUAAUACAUUACAACAUUGUUAUGCAUUGCCACUUUAUCAACAGCCUCUGUUUGUGCUUUAACUACCACAGUGUCUCAGCACUAAAUCUACUUGAAGCAACAAAUACUCUCUGAAGAAGAUCUGCUAUUCCCAAGGCAUUUUUUUAUGGCCAGUAAACUUGCAUCUGUUGGUCUUUAUAAAAGUCUUUCAUAAUUUGAAAAAUGCAGUGUGGAAAAUAGAUAAGAAUACAUUCAAAAUUAUUCCUAUUGCUAAUUUAAAUGUCAUGAUAUUAUACUGCUUACAGAUGCCAUAAUCAAAAUUGACUUUUUUUGCUAGAAGUAAUCUUGUAGCUGGACAUAAAAUAGCUUGGAACAUUAAGUCUUACUAAAUUUUGUAGUCCAGCCUCUAGUUUUAAGUGCUGACAUACUUGAUGUAGUGAAUGAGAGCAGGAUUUUAUUUUCAGAAGAUAAAAUGCCAAAGGUGAGAUCAAGAAAUUCUCCAUCAGAAGAAAUAAUUUUCUUUUAGAAAUGUUUGAGCUCCUUUCCUCAGUCUCCUCUCCCAAAUGUUAAUGUGUCUCAGUAUUUAAUUUUGGAUAAAUGCAUAUCUCCCUUUUCUGUAUGGUUCUCCUAUCUCUUCCCCACAAUCUGGCUAUGAUGACUCACAAAUAGUACCACACUGAGUGUGAAGUAUCGUUUUUAUAAUAGACAAAAAUAUAGAUUCUGCAUAUGCUGAGCGAUACCAUGGAAACCAAGUUUCUUGUUUUCUUCCUGGAAGGCCUAAUAUAAAGAACAUUUAAAAGAGAUGGGGUAAGGAAGACCAAAUUUUGUAUUUAAGACAUAAUUCUGGAUUUGUUCAGCCAUGAGACGAGUAUGCUUUAUGGGGGAUUUCAUAUUAUCUUUCAAGGACAUGCUGCUACAAAAUCAUCUGGGCUAAAACAAGAGAAGCAGUUAACAGGCAUGAAUACUUUGCUUUGUUUUGAGCCAACCAGUUGACAGAAGCUUAUGAGUUAUUUUGCAGUUAUUUUUCAUGCUACUUAUCAUUACUUAGUUAUUAAGACAGUAUAAUAUUACUACUGUUACAUUAA
Messenger RNA from Charadrius vociferus (killdeer), 3262 nucleotides. RefSeq names its product interleukin 17 receptor D (gene IL17RD). The transcript has 13 exons. Lineage: Eukaryota; Metazoa; Chordata; Aves; Charadriiformes; Charadriidae. Bases 1 to 2202 code for a protein of 733 amino acids. The record is from RefSeq and is a predicted model, not a curated record. Gene Ontology annotation, molecular function: interleukin-17 receptor activity.